Molecule: messenger RNA, 984 nt
Organism: Alternaria incomplexa
Lineage: Eukaryota; Fungi; Ascomycota; Dothideomycetes; Pleosporales; Pleosporaceae
Exons: 1
Coding region: 1-984 (327 amino acids)
Biological process (GO): mitochondrial proton-transporting ATP synthase complex assembly
Cellular component (GO): mitochondrial inner membrane
Source: RefSeq, a predicted model, not a curated record
AUGCUUCAGCCCCGAAUAGCAACGCCAUUGCGGCGCACGUUCCUUACUGCCUCUUCAAUAUGCCUACGGUGCCAGAGCCGAAUCGCAAUCCCCUCAAUCGCAAGGCAAUCGCUUGUUCGACCUUUUACCUCCGCGCACACUCUCCGCCAGCAGGCACCGGAACCAAAGCCCAUCCAGACCUCGCCCACGCCCGAUCCUAAAGAUGAAGACAUAUUCAUCCCGAAGCCGCUUGGCCGUCCCAUCGGUUUCAGUCGCGCUCCACAACCAGGGGAAAACGCCAGCAUUCCCAAAACCAAGAAAGACUACUCCGGUAUGACCAUGUCGCAACGGAACCUCGAGAAGCGCAAGGAUCUGGUCGAGAAAUGGGGCACAAACUACUUCCGCGACUUCAAGAAUAUCCGCAAGUAUAGGUCGGGAAAGACUUUCAUGGCGAACCAGAGGAUCUUCAAGAAGGACGCGGCGUUAUACUUUCCCAACUUCCACGGAGAUACACUAGAGGGGAAGGACAAAGACACUACGAAUGUGCUCAACGGGAAGAUCAGUGUUGUGAAUGUGUUUAGUUCGAUGUGGGGGUUGACCCAGGUCGAGACUUUCACAGGGAAGAAAACAAACACCGCACUGCACGAGAUUCUGGCGCAAAAUCCCGAGGUUGCGCAGAUGGUCGACGUCAACAUCGAAGAGAACACGAUGAAGGCUUGGAUCGUGUCGCUGUUCCAGUGGCGGCUGAAGGCCUCCAAGCCAAAAGAGGACUGGGGCAGGUACUUCGUGGUCAGAAAAGGUGUUAGUGAGAAGAUAAGGGAGACAAUCGGACUUUUAAACGGCAGAGUCGGCUAUGUCUACCUGGUAGACCAAGACUGCAAGAUCCGAUGGGCAGGCAGCGGAGACGCAGAAGGCACGGAAAUGGAGGAUAUGAACAGAGGCUUUGCGAAGCUGGUCAACGAGGCCCGACAGACUCCUUCAGAAGCCACGCCUAAGGAGGCUUGA